This is a messenger RNA of Drosophila innubila, 2251 nucleotides long. RefSeq names its product protein regulator of cytokinesis 1-like. Gene Ontology annotation, molecular function: microtubule binding. Gene Ontology annotation, biological process: microtubule cytoskeleton organization; mitotic spindle midzone assembly. The coding region runs from base 115 to 2127 and encodes 670 amino acids. The transcript has a single exon. Gene Ontology annotation, cellular component: spindle; cytoplasm; mitotic spindle midzone. The record is from RefSeq and is a predicted model, not a curated record. NCBI's taxonomy places the organism in Eukaryota, Metazoa, Arthropoda, Insecta, Diptera, Drosophilidae.
GGCAGCACUAAGAUGUGUUUACAGUUAACCGAUUGUUGGCGUCACUUUUUGAUUUUGUAUUUUGUAAUUAAAAAUAAGACUAUAAGAGCAACAUAAAUAUAUGUAAACGUUGAAAUGGAUGAACAAGCGAAGAUAACAAAGUUAGCAAUAUUAGAGACGACCAGUAAACACUUCGAUCAGCUGCACAUCAAAUGGUCGCAUAUGUUUGACACAGACUAUUGCCUGGAAUUGAUGCACAAGUUGGAGGAGCGCGUGCGCCACUUUUACAUAGACUUAUUGACAGAAUCAGAUGAGAAGGAGAGGUCGAUCAGGGAUGGGAUUAGUGCACUGCGCGAGGAGGCCUCAGAGGUGCGACGUCUGCUGCACAAGAGUGUGGAUAUUGGAGAGAUGCCAGAGGACAUGCCACUGACUGUUUGGCAACAGAGGCUGGACGAGAGUAUCGAGCAUCUGCGUGAGGAGCUGCGUGAGCGUCGUGCUGAGAUCUGUGAGUUGCUGCUGCAGCAGGAGGAGUUGUGUGAGGAGCUGGGUGAGUUGCCGCUGCCUCUGUUGGCGGAUCCGCUGCCCAAGCCGCAGGAGAUGCUUGUUUUUUCGGAACACCUGACGCGAUUGCGGGCAGAGCGGACCCGUCGGCUGGAGGAGCUGUUCCAGUUGCGCAGUCAGAUCAAGCAGGACAUGAAGGUGCUGGAGUUGACACCUCAGACAGCUGCAGACGAGCAGUUGCUGAGUCAGGCGAAUCAGUCUCUGACUCCGGAUAUCUUCAAGAGUCUGCGUUGCAUGCAACAGAGGUUUGCGGCCCAGGUUGUGGAGCUGCACGAACGCGUUGACGAUAUGAGGCAGAAGAUUCAUGUGCUGUGGGAGCGUCUUCAGGAGACGGAUGAGUUUGCCAUGCGGCGCGUGCGUGAAGCUACAAAGUAUACGCAGCGGACUUACGAUGUGCUCAAUGAGGAGCUGCAGCGGUGUCAGCAGCUGCGUAGCCAGAACCUCAAGACGUUCAUUGAGCAGCUGCGGCUGGAGAUCAGGAAGUGGUGGGACUUGACACUCAAGUCACAGCAGGAGCGCAAGCGGUUCUCCAACUAUUACGACGACUGGUACAACGAGGAUCUGUUGGAGUUGCACGAACUGGAGCUGGAUGAUCUGAAGAGUUUCUACAGUGAGAACAGGGAGAUAUUCGAGUUGUUCGCAAGUCGCGCUGAGUUCUGGGCACGCAUGGAGGCCUUGGAGGCGAAGGCCAACGAACCCAAUCGAUUCAACAAUCGCGGUGGGCAGCUACUGAAGGAGGAACGCGAGAGGAAGGCGAUCGGGAGCAAGCUGCCAAAGAUUGAGCGACAGAUCACGGAGUUGGUGCAAGCGUAUGAGUUGCGCACUGGGUCGCCAUUCCUGGUUCAUGGCGAGAACAUCUUGGAGCACAUGGCCAGUGAAUGGGUGCGUCUGCAUCAGGCCAAGGAGCAGCAGAGCUCUGUCCGCAAGCAUGCAGUAACGACUCCUUCCGGCAACGGCAAGGGCAAGAUGUUGCCACCGGCUGCUCCUGGUUCAACUGCUCCCCGUACGCCCUUGUCGCAAAGAAACGUAUCCGCCAUGUCGGCUUCAACGAUGUCGUUGCGGAGAACUCCGUCCAAUUGGAAACUGACUUCCAUGACAAAGUCAGCGGCGAAGAGCACGGGAAAUCUUCACAAGAGGAAGCUACAAAAUGGAGACGUUCAUAAGCCAGAGACUCCGCAUGCCAAGCGCAAUCUGAUGAAGACGCUGACUGCCAUGAAAGGGUCUCCAGCCGUGCGAAAGCCGAGUCAACGCCUUCAGCCCGUCCAGCCCAAGGCGGGAAAGUCUCCGAUGAAGAAGGUGCGUGUGCUGGAGGACACAAUGCGUCGCAGCUCAGGUGUGGGAAGACGCAGCAUGGGUCACCACUCGGCCAAGAAGGCGCACACCAAGGCACAUCAGGUACCUGAGAUUCGAAUUAGGGGACCAUCGGAUGAGGACGAGGAGAAUGAUGGCUUCGAAACCGAUGAGAAUGUCAAGGAUGACACAUACGAUUCCUUCGAGAAAUCCAUUGAACCUGCUGCGCGCUCUUCCAUUUUACCACUGAAAAUGGGAUCGUCCAUCCGUCCAUUAAAACUAAGAAAGCAUUUAUAGAUUAUAAGAUAAUCAUUUUACUGAAAGUACUUAUUUUUCUGUUUAAUUAAGAGUAUUAUUUAGCUGUGGUGUUAAUUGUAAUUCAAAGCAGUAUAUGUAAAUACAUUUUCAUAUUUUUUUUUUA